Molecule: messenger RNA, 1873 nt
Organism: Syngnathus typhle (broad-nosed pipefish)
Lineage: Eukaryota; Metazoa; Chordata; Actinopteri; Syngnathiformes; Syngnathidae
Product: E3 ubiquitin-protein ligase RNF14-like
Exons: 7
Coding region: 79-1632 (517 amino acids)
Biological process (GO): positive regulation of proteasomal ubiquitin-dependent protein catabolic process; ubiquitin-dependent protein catabolic process; protein polyubiquitination
Cellular component (GO): ubiquitin ligase complex; cytoplasm
Molecular function (GO): ubiquitin protein ligase activity; ubiquitin conjugating enzyme binding; zinc ion binding
Source: RefSeq, a predicted model, not a curated record
UCAGCAGCGGGACGGAUAACAACACACCAAGCAGGAAGCACCAUAUGACUAACAAGCAGCUCAUUUUUGACGUGCGGGAUGGACCUGGAGGAGCAAGAAAAUGAACUGCUGGCUCUGCAAAGCAUCUUCAGCUCAGAGGAGUUUACUCGACAUGACUCCAAGGCUUUAGGAGAACUUCGAGUGUCAGUGGAGCUGCCCUCGGGAUAUGUGGUGGCACUCGCACAAGGUAACUCAGUGAAGCAGUACAAGGUCUCAUUCCUUCCACCACUGGUUCUGACCUUUGGACUUACUGAGGAUUACCCCUCCUGCUCUCCUCCUUCCUUCACUCUCAGUUGCAAGUGGCUCACACAUGAGCAGCUUGCAGCUCUGGGAGCUCACCUCACCGACCUCUACCGAGCCACCGCAGGGAAUGUGGUGCUCUUCUCCUGGGUGCAGUUCCUGAGAGAAGAUACGCUCACGUUCCUGAAUGUCAGUUCUGUGCUGGACCUGCCCAACGAGCACAGCGCCCCGUACAAGAGCAAAGGCUCGAGAGAUGUUGCGCUCCCGGAACACAAAAGAAAUGAAACCACCUUUCCUUCGGGAUACGAAAAUGUUCACCUUUCGGGUUGUCUUGCUGACGAUAGGACGGACGGUUGCGACGAAGACUCUCGGGGGGCCGCAGAUUCCAGCAUGGCGGACCAAAGUCAUUCAAUCUCUCACCUUGUCACAUGCGGUGAUGUUGAAACACCUGUAAAAGUUGCCGGGGACACUUUGGCGGCGUUCUCCACUCUUGCAUUUAGUCCAGCGCAAAUCCUCCUGUCUGAGAUUUUGAUCCACGAUGCAGCCCAGGCACAGAAAGUUUUUGCACGCACAGUUCAUGACUGCGCCGUGUGUUUCGUGAGCUACCUGGGUUGCGAAUGCAUAAAGAUCGAGGAGUGCGGUCACGUCUUCUGCCGGGCCUGUCUUGCCCAGUUCUGCAGGUUGCAGAUAACUGAGGGAAAUGUACUCGGGGUCACCUGCGCUGAGGCGGGCUGCACGGCCUCGCCCACACCGGCGCAAGUGGCGAGUCUGGUAGGAGAGGAACAGUUCAGACGCUACGACCGACUUCUUUUGCAAUCCAGCCUGGACCGCAUGGCAGAUGUGACGUACUGCCCACGGCCCUACUGUGCAUCACCCAUCAUUGUGGAGAAGGACAGCUCUGCAGCGCUCUGCUCCGUUUGCGCCUUCGCCUUCUGCGUCAGCUGCAAGAAGACCUACCACGGAACUCAAGGCUGCAAUCCAGCCGGGUUGCCCAGGAGACUGCAAAGCAAAGACACAGAGGAAGGCGGUGCAACCUUGCCACACUCACUCGAGGGUAUGAAGUUCCUGUGGGAUGACUACGUCAGUGGAAGUGAGCAGAGGCGCCGUCUGCUGGUGAGCAGGUACGGUCGCAAGGUUCUUUUCCUCAAUCUGGAGUCAUCACUGAGUGAGGGAUGGAUUCAUCUCAACACCAAAAACUGUCCGUCCUGCUUCAGCAAGAUAGAGAAAGACGCCGGGUGCAACGUAAUGACAUGCUCACGGUGUUGUCGAAGGUUCUGCUGGAUCUGCCUGGCCAUGCUUCCAUUCACCAGUAUACGGCAACACUUUGAGAAUGGCGCAUGUUCCCAAUACUAAUGAAAAGGCGCAUGUUCCCAAUACUAAUGAUAAACGAUGACCAGCACUUUUGCUGGAGCUGAGCUCAAUACAUUUAGACUACUCCAAUUUUAUGCCAAUACUAGUCUACACUGUGGCUACAGAAAUACAUUCACAAAAUGCUUGUUUUUUUAAACAAAAUUUAAACUUUGACCAUUGCACGCUGGAAGUGAAUUUAUCAUAAGACACUCUAAUAAACAUUUCAAGUUGGUUAUUAAUAUAA